AUGGAAAUCAAAGUCUCGACCCUCCUCACCUACCUUCUCCUUACCGCCACCACUAUCAAUGCCGCCGCUGUUCCCCUAGGCGCACGUCAGCUUUCUGAGUGUUACGGCAAGGACUGUAUCGGCAACAAACGAGCCGUCGAGGUUGAGGAACGUCAACUGUCUGAGUGCUACGGCAAGGACUGUAUCGGCAAUAAGCGGGCCGUCGAGAUUGAGGAACGUCAACUAUCUGAGUGCUACGGCAAGGACUGUAUUGGCAACAAGCGGGCCGUUGAGGUUGAGGCACGUCAGCUGUCUGAGUGCUACGGCAAAGACUGCAUUGGCAACUAA
Molecule: messenger RNA, 327 nt
Organism: Cladophialophora psammophila CBS 110553
Lineage: Eukaryota; Fungi; Ascomycota; Eurotiomycetes; Chaetothyriales; Herpotrichiellaceae
Exons: 1
Coding region: 1-327 (108 amino acids)
Source: RefSeq, a predicted model, not a curated record